Messenger RNA from Aedes albopictus (Asian tiger mosquito), 2378 nucleotides. RefSeq lists its product as uncharacterized. The transcript has 9 exons. Gene Ontology annotation, molecular function: copper ion binding; oxidoreductase activity. The record is from RefSeq and is a predicted model, not a curated record. NCBI's taxonomy places the organism in Eukaryota, Metazoa, Arthropoda, Insecta, Diptera, Culicidae. The coding region runs from base 219 to 2240 and encodes 673 amino acids.
AUCCAGAAGCAUGCCGGUUUCGGUUCAAAAUUUUGCAACAGAUUAUCAGUCGCGGGGUCAACGUGUGUUAUUAAUUCCCAUCGACCAAGCAUUCCGCUGCUUAGCUCUGUUUAGUCGUUUCUUCGCGCUUCACUUGUGCGUUUUGUGUUUCUUCAGCAGCUCCAGACGGUUGCGCGCGCUGCGUCAUAUACCGCCAAUGCACAGUGUGAGAGUCAAUCAUGUGGAAAAUCGCUGCAACCCUGCUAAUCGCACUCGAUUGGUGCAGUCCGAUUGACUCAUUCUACGGAUUCCCUCUGAUAACGGAGCCGAAGGAAGUCUGGAACAUCCUGAAGGAGAACUCAAGUGCUACGUCCAGGAAACGUGACCAGGAGACUCGAGUAUAUCCGGGUGAAGAAUGUGACCGUCAGUGUACCGUUGGUGAACCGUCAAGGGUUUGCUACUUCCAUUGGGUGCUGGAAAAUUACUCUGCUAUGGGAUCUGCGUGCUGGGAUUGCCUCCGAGGGAACCGCGCCCACUGCUUCCACUCGCAAUGCAUCACCGCCAGUGGAAUGGAGCGCGCUAUGGUUGCUAUCAACCGGAAGAUGCCCGGUCCUCCGAUAGUGGUCUGUCGAGGUGAUACCAUCGUGGUUGAUGUUUCCAACGAAAUGGAAGGCAUGUCGAAUACAAUCCACUGGCAUGGCUUUCACCAGGUGGAGUCACCCUGGAUGGAUGGAGUCCCGAUGUUAACGCAGUGUCCAAUAGCACCCGGUACCAGCUUUCGGUACUCGUUCCGAGCGGAUGAUCCGGGGACGCAGUGGUACCACUCGCACUCGGGCUACCACAUGGCCAAUGGUCACCUUGGGGUGGCCGUGGUGAGAAACCCGCUGGAUGUCAAUGCGGAUUUGUACGAUUAUGACCUGUCGGAGCAUGUGAUGCUGCUGUCGGAUUGGACGUUGGAUUCGGUCGAACGGUGGGUUCCCGGUCAGCAGAGCACGCAGAUGAAGGUGGACUCCAUUCUGAUUAACGGUCGUGGCAGGUAUUCUAAUGAAGCAACGGGUGACAAAGUUGAUUACGUUCCAUUGACGGUAUUCCGGGUAGAACACGGCAAACGCUAUCGGUUCCGCCUAAUUAGCGGUGGCAGUCAGUAUUGCCCCUUCCAGCUGCAGAUCGAAAAACAUCAAAAGACGAUAAUUUCCACGGACGGAGGUGCUGUGAAACCCCACGCGGUCGACACGCUUAUAUCGAUUUCCGGCGAGCGGUACGAUUUCGUACUGACGGCAAAUCAACCACCAGGCAACUACUGGAUCCGCGUCCGUGGCAUCGGCUUCUGCAACAUUCAACGUGUGGAAGGCUUUGCCAUCCUAUCCUAUGCCGACUCGAGCGUUUCCACCGAGAAACUGAUGUUCCCGGAGCAGGCACCACCUUUGUACGACAGCCCGUAUCCGCUUGGUCGCACACUGAACCACCACAUGACGGAAUGCUAUACGGAGGGGGAUGACUUCGCUUGUGCAGCAGAUCUGGAAUCGCACGAAGUUCAUCGAGAUCGAGAGCUUAUAGAAUCUAAGCCCGAUGUGCGGUUGUUUUUGGGGUUCAAAGUAAUUGAAGCUGACAAUAGCAUGCUGUUCAAGCCACCUUAUACUAAAUUUGCUACCGUGCGAAAUAAGUUCAACACGAUUGGAGUGGCAAACAACAUAAGCUUCAUAUCUCCCAGUUUUCCACUGCUUGUACAACCAGAGCUGAUCGUCGAUGAAAAUACACAAUUUUGCAACAAUACUCAUCUACCGGCAGGAUGUGACCAAUCACACACAUGUUAUUGUACCCAUCGGCUUCAAGUCCGGUACAACGAUCUCGUCGAGUUCGUCCUUUAUGAUACUGCAUUUGAAAAGCAAGACUUCUACCAUCCCUUCCACCUGCACGGGCAUCGAUUCAUCAUCACAGACAUGGGCAAGCUGCCCGUCGAAGCGACCAAAACCCGGCGGCUAAAGUUCCUUCAGGAACGGGAAUUCAUUCGAAGGCCGAACAGUCACAAUCCACCCUACAAGGACACGAUAUCGAUCCCGAACGAGGGCUACGUGAAGGUGCGCUUCCGGGCAAAUAACGCGGGAUUCUGGUUGGUACACUGCCACUUUGAGUGGCAUCUCGGCACCGGAAUGGGACUGGUUCUACAGGUGGGCGAAACGCAUCAAAUGUUGAAAGCCCCUCGGGAUUUUCCCCGAUGUGGCAACUACGGAACGGAAUUGCAAGGACCGGGCAAUUUCUGAAGGUGGGCUGCACGUGGUACAGUGACGUUGCAACAUUGCUGCAUUGGUUUUGCUUACGUGGGUUGGUACUUAAAUAACGGGUGGAUGACGUUUGUUCGUUCGUUGGAAGGCGAAGGUGAAAUACACAUGUAUAAAUAG